Messenger RNA from Labrus bergylta (ballan wrasse), 6007 nucleotides. Lineage: Eukaryota; Metazoa; Chordata; Actinopteri; Labriformes; Labridae. The record is from RefSeq and is a predicted model, not a curated record.
AGCAGCAGGUUUAAAACAAAGAAAAACGGACCGAAAGGACCCAUAAAUCCGGUUUAAAAGAAGAAACGACGGGGUUUAUUCACGUUUCUUGGACUGUUAAAGAGUUUUAAAGUACUUUGACUUUGUUUUUGUGAAGAAGAAGAAGAAGAAGAAGAAGAAGAAGAAGCUGACAUUCCUUCAUCUGGGACAGACCGGAGGACAACAGGCAGAGGGCUCGCUCGUCCAUGUUGCAGCAGCAGAGAGGCAAACAGCUGCCCACCAAGCCCAGGAGGAGAGCCUGAUCCUGGGCUUAGAGAGCCAGCUGAUGCCCCUCCCCCUCCUCCUCCUGGAACAUGCUGUAACCACCUGACAUCCUGUCAAAAUGAUGGCCUCUGUGAUGAUGGGGGGCAACCUCAGGAAGGCCCUCACGCUGAGAGGGGUGGACCCCGAGACCUGCAUGAUCGUCUUCAAGAACCACUGGUCUCAGGUGGUGAAGAUCCUGGAGAAACACGAGCCGGGUCGCAGCAGCUCCAGUGCGUUGAGCUUCCUCUCCGGUCACACUAACAGCAGCAGCUCCGGCUCCGGAUCGUUGCGCCUUGGCCCGAUCCCGGCCGACGAGGCCAGCGCCGUGCAGAACUAUGUGGAGCACAUGCUGUUCCUUCUGAUGGAGGAAGAGGCGGGGCAAGGCGGAGCGAUGGGUCCCAUCCUGGAGUUUGUGGUCCUGGAGGGCGUGAUGGAGAGGCUGUUCCUGUGGAGCCUGAGGAGACAGUUCACUGAGGACAUGAAGCUGGAGCAGCUCAGGAUGUACCAGAUGCUUCUGUCUCAGGCCAAGCAGCCUCUGCUGCACCACAAACCGGUUCUGAGACCGCUCAUGAUGCUGCUGGCCUCCUGCGCCGGAGCUGGGACCGACAGCGGGGGUGCAGUGGAGGCGGAGCUUGUCCUCCUGUUGAAUCAGCUGUGUGUCGCUCUGGUUAAAGACCCCUCAGUGCUCGAACUCUUCUUCCACACCAGCGAGGACCAGGGAGCCGCCAACUUCCUGCUCUUCUCCCUGCUCAUACCAUACACACACAGACAGGGGACGGUGGGUCAGCAGGCCAGAGACGCUCUGCUGCUCAUCAUGUCUCUGUCGGCCUCAGACCCUCGAGUCGCCCAGCACAUCGCAGAGAACACCUACUUCUGCCCCGUGCUGGCCACAGGUCUGUCCGGGCUGUACUCGUCUCUACCAGCCAGGCUGCAGGUUUACAGUGAGGACUGGCACUGUUUGGAUCAGGCGGACUGGCAGCAGAUUCCUGCUCUGGUCCAUUUCCUGCACUCGUUGGACUUCUGUAGUGCUGUUACCAAGGUCGCUCAUCCCUCCAUUCGGACUCAGUUGCUGGAUUAUAUCUACAACGGCUUCCUGGUUCCCGUCCUAGCUCCUGCUCUACACAAGCUGACGAUAGAGGAGGUGAUGACAACCACGGCCUACCUGGAUCUUUUCCUGCGCUCCAUCUCUGAGCCCGCCCUCCUCCAGACCUUCCUGGCCUUCAUCCUGCUGCACACGCACGACAACGUGCACAUACUGGACACACUGGUCAGCAGGGUCAACACACCUUUCCAGUUGGGUACGGUGUCCCUGGCUCUGUUCAGGACUCUGAUUGGUCUCUUCUGUGAAGAUGUCAUGCUGCAGCUGGUAUUCAGGUAUUUGAUUCCUUGCAGCCACCUUAGCAGGAAGCAGCAGUGGUCUCUAAAGCAGAGGGACUGCUACUCCUCCAGCGCUGCCUCUUUCCUGCUCCUCAUGCCCUCCUGGUGCCCUGGACACCUCUGCAACACGAGCGCACAAUCAGAGCACAUCCACUGGCCCAAAGGAGCUGAUCUGUCAGUAUCAGACAGCGUUGGUUACUGUCGGGGCUCAGACUUUCUGAUCGAUGUGAACUACCUUCAUUACCUUUGGGACGCCCGAGAGGCCAUCUCAACAUCCCACAGGGCGUGUCAGCUCUGGUCAGCUCCAUACGAUGGAAUAAACCCUCUACCUCAACAAUACCGAUCCAACACACCAGGGAACGACAAAGACAGCGAGGACGAGAUUGCACAGCGAGUAAAGAGCGACUCCAUUUGCUCUUUGGAAAUAACUCCUCAGGCUUUGGCCCUCUCCCCCACCUUGUCCUCUUCAGAUACCGUCUCCUCAAGCAACCACGUCGGAAGAGCCAACUCGGCCCUAGAACUGGAGUGGGAUGACAUUUUUGCCGAUGAGGAUCCUUCAUUACCAGCUGUGAUUAACUCAACUACAAACGGCAGCAUGACCAUGGAGGUGGACCGAUGCACUGCCACACCUUCACCUCCUGGACACCUCCAGGAAAUGCGACGCACUGCAACAAGGCUGGUGCACGGCUCGUAUGUGGAGGAGUCCGAGUUUCAGGAUGACGUUCUGGUCUAUGACCUUGUUGCUAAGAAUGAUACAAAGGCAGCCAUUUUGGAGCGAAUCAUGGCAGCAAAUCGACGGGCACGUGGAAACAUCCCGAAUGUCCAACAAGCGCCAACAGCGGAACCAACAACAAAAGUAGCAACAAUGCUAACAACAACAGGGAGGACAGUAAUGGAAACAGUUAACAGUAUUAUGUCAACCAGGAGAAGAAGUGAGGAUGGCGGGAAAGAGGAAAGGAGGAUUGAGGAUGGAGGGCAGGAGGGAAGAAGGCGGAGUGAGGACAGUGGCAAGGAGAUGGGGAGAAGGAAGGAGGAAAGAGAAGAUGACAUGAAGAGGAUAGAUGAGCUGGAAGAGCCAAUUGGGUGUCAGUUUUACACAAAUGGUUUUGAUGCUAAGUAUCACAUCAUCGGUGACUGUGACGAUGAUGAGGAUGGCAAACCAUUUAAGCUGAAAUGCAACCUGAAUGAUUUCACGUCUUCUACCAAUCACAUGCAAGCAAUGAACCACCAGGACACACCACACAACACACAACAUUCAAGGCCAUAUUCAUUAACUAAUGCUUUACCUAAUGGGCAUUCAGAAUUUGAGCAACAUGACCCAUUGGUACCUGCGGCUGAUGCCAAAUCUUUAAGUCUGCCUGUUAACAAAAUCAACAAUAACAACGACUUCCUCACCCAAUACUAUGAGUUCAUGCUCUCUUUGGGGGUCGAGCCAGAAUGUGACAACAUCUCUGACGACAUUGGUUCGUUCAGGAGGCGGGUCAGAGCGCUGAGGCAAAAACUCGAAGAGGAGGAUGGACCUGGUGACGCUCUGAGCUCUUUGUGGAACAGCAGAGAUAAGGAAGUAGAAGAGGCAGAGAUGGAGGAGGAGGAGGUGGAGCAAGAGGAAGGAGAGGAGAGUGGUAGCAGCUGUAAGGAUGACAACAGGGGCCAUGAAGUUCCUUUUACAGGUCCAUUCAUCAGUGUUCUGUUGUCGCGCCUUGAGAACCUUCUUGAAAACUCUAUUGCUGUUAACCUGCUGGUGACAGGCAUCCUCGCACAGCUGGCGUCAUACCCGCAGCUUCUCCUUAGAUCCUUCCUACUCACCACAGACCCACAAAGCCAACCCAACGUACGAACACUGUACCAGGUGUUGCUGUCCGUACAUGCUCAGAUCGAGCGCUAUGUGGCUGCCAGACCAGAUUAUCCAGCCCUAGUCACUCAGGCCUGGAGGUUCUUGUUGGUUAAAGACCAGGACAGCAAGUUUAGAGAGUGCCUCCAGUCCCAUGACGGCGACAUCCCCCUGGACUCAUCUCUUCCAAAUGGUUCUGUUAGAAACACUCUGGCUUUGCCUCCGCUUGGUGUCCUGCCACAGUGCCCUCCGAUUCCCCCUCAAGCCAAGAGCAGAGUGUUCGCAAUCAUCCUCUACGCUGAGUUCCUGAAAGAGCUGGCAGCCAUCGCCCAGGAGCACAGCAUCGCACCUGACUGUUCUGCAGAGGAGUAAUGGGAGGGUUGUUGGUGAAAUACCCCUGAGCCAUGUUGGGAAAACACCAAGUUUUCCCACCAAUGAAUCCAAGACCUGCGUCGGGACCACCAACAGUUUCUAAAAUCCCCAAAACUACAAGCACUAAAUAAAUCACAUACAGGAAUGCAAUACAUAAAAACAAUAAAUGUUGAUAUUGUUUUUAAGCAUACAUAAUGUACACUAUGUUUAUAUACCUGGCAGCACUUGAAUAUUUUAACGAUUUCCCCUAUGUGACUAUGGAUGAUAUUUAUACAUAGACGGAAAGAAUUGAAGGAGAUUAUUUUGAACAUAAAUCAGUGUUUUCUAUAUUUUUAUGAAAUUGGUGAAAAUAGUUUUGUAUGCUCUUUACUGAAAUUGUUGCAAUACUAUUUAAAGUGUAAAACAUGACACCAUUCAGAGUUUUAUAACGAUUAAUUUCUGUGGCGGGCCAUUUCAAAAUCCAGCACCUCAUGCUAGUGAUCCAUAAACUACUUUAAUUAAACUAACUUUAAAAAUAAAGAUAGAGUCAACCUUUGAAAACACAAACAACACUUCAUCUUAUGCAUUUCAGCAUGUUAGCCUCAAGCUGAAAUGCUACAGAAGGCUUGCUAGGCUUAAAGGAGAUCUAUUCUGCUGACUUAUAUUUAAAUACAUAUAUAUAGUGUUUCGAUGUUGAUGUCCAUACUAAUCCUCUGCAACAAUUUUUUAAACACAAGAUACACAGUUGUUUGUGUAAUCCCCAGACGUGGGUUCGUGCUGCUCUGAACGAGACGUUACGAGAUCUUGGCGAGAGUUGGCCAGAACCUAACGUCAAGUUCUGCCAACGUAUCAGACCAAAGCAUGGAGCAAAGUUGUAGGACAUGCCCACCCCGGCAGCUAUUUCAAGGACACGCCCUCACUCAAAUUUCCCUACGACUGCAAACAGAGCCGGCCAAUCAGAGGAAAGAGGGCACGUGGGGAGGGUCUUAAAGAGACAAUAGCUGGAAUAAAGCAUUUCAGGAAGACGCUGAAAUUAGUGAUUUUGCUGACAGAGGUUUUUGAGCUACUCAACAGGAGUCCCAGACUGACAAAGCGAGUGUCAUAGAUCUCCUCUAAAUUGCACGCUAGGCUUAAGAUUAAACUUGAGGUACUCAGUGCACACCAGAACGACCACCAAGACAUUACAUUUGUAUCCAGAUUUAGGAAAUAAGACGAUACAGAUUUCCAAAUUUAGUUUUUUUAUUUUAUUUCCACAAUCCAUUGUCUUUUUGUUUUUGCCAUAAUAUCUUUUUUUUUUAACCAGCGUUUGGCUCAACAUUUGAAAAUGUGCAAACACUGUUUUAAAAAACACACAACAGCAUUAAGUUCAUGUGUUUAUUUCAAAAUGAACUUAAUAUUGUUUGUCAGAGCAUUUCUUAAGUUGUGUGUUUCGUCCUUCCUGCGUCUAAAGGGGCUUCACCUGUGUUUAGGUUUUACCUUUGAACGCUCAUCGUAGUCGAUUUCUGCACAAAAAAAACGACUGGCAGUUUUUGAAUCCUCUAAAAAUGGGGGAAAAAAAGCCUCUUACAUCAGAUGUAUCUUUUUUGUUGAUUGCCUGAUGUGUCUUCAUUUGCAAACAAAAAACACAGUAAAAAUGACAACGCCUUAUUUUAACCUUCAGAGAUUUUAGUGCAAAGACUGAAGAUGCAUCUUGUUGUCUUAUCGCAAAAAUCAGAUCUGGAUUUUUCUCACUUGCACAUCUGUCAAGUACAUUUCCUCGUUUUGAAUUUGAUGUGUGUGAUUUUUGUUUUGUCCUCUCUCACCUCAAGAGAUAUUUGCUGUAAUGCCCUUAAGGUGUUUACCUGUGCUGCAUUCAAGGUCAAGUGCAAAAGAAGGUAGAUUUGAGCUCCCCAUUUUAGAUAGAACAUCCUUUAAGUAUGACCAAAUGUUGGAUUCUGGACUGUGCAUUGUGUCUCCAGCAAAUCUGUACUCAGCAACACUAUCCCCCCUCCUUGCUGUGUGCUGGUACUGCCACCUGCUGGUGAACCACAGCUGGGACACGUUUCUUCUAUACACCCUGUUGUCUCUUCUUUGGAAUGAAGUAUUGCUACUAUGCUGUAAAAAAAAUAAUGAAAAUAUAUUUUUUGAAUGGAAAAAAAGGCCAUAAUAAAUCUUGAAGAUCGUGAA